AUGGGAGCGAGCCUCUGGUGUUGCUGGGCGGGCCCGGCCUCCCACCUGGCAGGCGGCUCGCCGCGCUCCCCGUCUCGCCCUCCCCGCCGCGCACGCGCGCUCCGUACAAGGCCGGCCGGGCGGUCGGGGGCGCGCGGGGCGGUGGCGGCGCCGGAGGAGCCGUCCGCGCUCGUGCCCGCGCCUCUGUGGAGCCGCCGGGGCCGCGCCCCUGCACGCCGCCUGCGAUCCCCACGGGCCGAUGCGGGUCGCCGGGCAGAGGGGAGCGACGUAGCCGCUGCCAGUGCCGCCGCCUCGGCUCGGAGCGGCCCGACCCCCGACCCAGACCCCGACCCCGCCCGGCUUGAGCCGGCCGACCGGCCGUCCUUCGGCGGGGCCAUGGCCGAGCGCGGGUGCCCGCUGGAGGCGGUGCCGUUACCCGCCGAGGUGCGGGAGAGCCUGGCCGAGCUGGAGCUGGAGCUGUCGGAAGUUUUUCAGAUUCAGUGAAGCCCUGGGAGGACUGACCUGUGCCUCGGGGAGCCAUUCAACCAGGAUGUGGUCUUUGUUGCUCUGAACUCCUCGGAGGAAAA
Messenger RNA from Physeter macrocephalus (sperm whale), 566 nucleotides. Its product is annotated as translation initiation factor IF-2-like. The record is from RefSeq and is a predicted model, not a curated record. Lineage: Eukaryota; Metazoa; Chordata; Mammalia; Artiodactyla; Physeteridae. The coding region runs from base 1 to 483 and encodes 160 amino acids. The transcript is spliced from 2 exons.